AACUCGUACACUCCAACUAUGAAUUUUUAGGCCACGUGCUUUGCAAGUCCAACGCGAUUGGGGCGCUUGCAACCUGUCGUUUGAAACCUGGGGUGGUACAGUGUACGAGUGCGUGCUGACUUCCCGCGUGACAUUACAGGAAAGGAUUUAUUAAAUCACUUGGAUGAUGUUUGUCGCGCGCACCAUCGCAGCAGAUCACAAAGAUCUGAUCCACGAUGUUUCCUACGACUUUCACGGACGGAGAAUGGCUACGUGUUCCAGCGACCAAAGCAUUAAGGUGUGGGACAAAGGUGAUGAUGGAGAAUGGAACUGCACAGCUAGCUGGAAAACACACAGUGGCUCGGUUUGGAGAGUGACAUGGGCUCAUCCAGAGUUUGGACAGGUGUUGGCAUCUUGCUCCUUUGACCGUACUGCAAUAGUAUGGGAGGAAAUUGUUGGCGAGUCCAAUGACAAGCAUCGAGGACAAAGCCACUGGAUAAAAAGGACCACACUUGUGGACAGUCGUACCUCUGUGACUGAUGUGAAGUUUGCACCGAAGCACAUGGGUUUGAUGUUGACCACAUGUUCUGCGGAUGGGGUGGUGCGAAUCUAUGAGGCACCUGACGUAAUGAAUCUAAGCCAGUGGUCCCUGCAGCAUGAGAUCUCCUCUAAAUUCCCUUGCUCUUGUAUCUCAUGGAAUCCUUCCAGUUCUCGGGCUCACGCACCUAUGAUUGCUGUAGGUAGUGAUGAAAGCAAUGUGACGUAUGGUGGCAAAGUUCAGAUAUAUGAAUAUAAUGAAAUGACAAGAAAAUAUGGCAAAGCUGAGACGCUGGUGACGGUUACAGAUGCAGUACAUGACGUUGCAUUUGCCCCAAAUCUGGGGCGGUCUUUUCAUGUGCUUGCCGUUGCCACCAAAGAUGUGCGCAUCUUCAAAUUGGUUCCCCUUCGAAAGGCAGAAACGUCCGCUUCGCUCACCAAAUUUGAAGUGCAGGUGCUGGCCCAGUUUGACAGUCAUAACUCUCAGGUGUGGCGUGUGAGUUGGAACAUUACUAGUACACUCCUGGCUUCCUCUGGUGAUGAUGGCUGUGUGAGACUCUGGAAAGCAAACUACAUGGACAAUUGGAAGUGCACGGGUGUUCUAAAGGGAGAUGGUAGUCCUGUGUUUGGGACAUCUAAUCAGCCUGCUGCUCUUAGCACGUUCAUGGGCUCUGCUUCUUUACAGAAUGCUUUCAAUGGGACCACUGGAAGAUAGAUCCUGUAUUUCAGGACCAAUAUGAAGAUAUUUGGUGCUCAUGUACUGCACCAUGGGAGAUUGAACUGAUCCCUGGGACCAACUGAUCGUGCCUGCUGGACAUGUAGAGCGACGGGCACUUGCUUUACCGCUGGCAUAUAGAAGAACAGUUACAUAGUGAGAGUGCCAUUUUGUUGACUUCUGUCAUUGUGUGAUUUAAUUUUUUAUUACGAAGUUCAAAUAAAAUGGUUUAAAAAUAUACUAGUGAUUCAAUAUAUGGAUAUACGUGCAGUCUUCGUUUCAGCAUGCAUUUUAUUUCCAGUUUGUGGAGACCAUUGCAUAGUUUUUUAUCCCCAUUAACUAUUUAACAUUCUUUUGAAUGUUUAUUUCAUAUGUUUAAGUUUCAAAGCCUAUAUUAUUCUGUAAAAGAUUAAGCCGUGCUGGACCAAACUUUUGUUUUGGUUUAUAAUUUUGCAUCCAUUCAUUUCAGAAGCAAACUUCAAUGUUCUGUUUCUUCAAAAAAUUUAAAUGGUGGUUUUAGCUUUUUAUGAUAAUGAAGAAGGUGUGCUGCCUUUUGCAAUGAAAAUCAUGUUGGUAUAAUUAUGAUGUGUGCAAGAAUGAUGGAUAUAAUUAAUAAAAAAUGUAAAAAUUA
Messenger RNA from Paramisgurnus dabryanus, 1862 nucleotides. RefSeq names its product nucleoporin SEH1-like. The record is from RefSeq and is a predicted model, not a curated record. Gene Ontology annotation, cellular component: nuclear pore outer ring; Seh1-associated complex. NCBI's taxonomy places the organism in Eukaryota, Metazoa, Chordata, Actinopteri, Cypriniformes, Cobitidae. Gene Ontology annotation, biological process: positive regulation of TORC1 signaling; cellular response to amino acid starvation. Gene Ontology annotation, molecular function: structural molecule activity; protein binding.